Messenger RNA from Haliotis rubra (blacklip abalone), 3235 nucleotides. Its product is annotated as carbonyl reductase [NADPH] 1-like. Bases 106 to 939 code for a protein of 277 amino acids. The record is from RefSeq and is a predicted model, not a curated record. Gene Ontology annotation, molecular function: carbonyl reductase (NADPH) activity. NCBI's taxonomy places the organism in Eukaryota, Metazoa, Mollusca, Gastropoda, Lepetellida, Haliotidae. The transcript has 8 exons.
CAAUCCUUCCGUCACAAAACACAGUAAUUUAGAUGUGGACAGUCACAGUGCAUAUCCGUGCAAUCGUGUCUAAAACUUUGCGUGUCAAGUAACGAAGCUCCAACUAUGGCAAGUAGCAGAAAGGUUGCAGUAGUGACUGGCUCCAACAAGGGUAUUGGAUUUGGCAUCGUCAGAGCGUUGUGUAAAAGCUAUGACGGGGACGUCUUCCUUACAUCUCGGGAUGAAGGUCGAGGCCAGACAGCCAUUGCUGAUCUAAACAAGGAAGGCCUACAGCCCAAGUUCCAUCAGCUGGACAUCAAUGACCGGUCAAGCAUAGAGCAGCUGAAGUCCUUCCUACUGUCCACCUACGGGGGACUGGAUGUUUUGGUCAACAAUGCUGGAAUUGCAUACAAGCAAGCAGAUCCAGCACCUUUCCCGGAGCAAGCUGAAGUUACAUGUAAAACCAACGUCUCGGCCACCCUCGAUGUCUGCCGUAUUCUCUUCCCUCUGCUCCGACCUCAUGCCAGGGUUGUGAACGUCUCCAGCUUUGUAUCUCAAAUGACGAUCCAGAAAUGUUCUCCAGCCGUUCAAGGUCGCUUCAAGGACCCCAGUCUGACAAUGGACGGUCUUGAGAAGAUCAUGCAGGAGUUUGUUGAUGCUGCCAAGGCAGGUAAGCACCAGGACCUAGGCUUCCCCAACAGCGCCUACGGGAUGUCCAAGGUCGCGGUCACGGUGAUGUCCUUCAUCCAGGACAGAGACAUCAGGAAGGACUCGAGAGAGGACAUCGUCAUAAAUGCGUGCUGCCCGGGCUACGUGGACACAGACAUGUCGAGUCACAAAGGGCCGAAGACCAUCGAUCAAGGUGCAGACACCCCAGUGUAUCUGGCUCUCCUUCCUCCAAACACCACAUCCCCUAAAGGCAACUUCGUCUCAGACAGAACCAUCAAGCAGUGGGAAUGAUCUGUUCCUAGAACCAGUAUAUGUGGAUGCCUUGUGCUAUAUAUGCAAACUUCCAAUAUAUGUAGGAUCCAAUAUCUGCAAAAUUGCAGUAUAUGGAUUGUUCUGGUCUAUGAAGAGUUCCAGUAUAUAAACUUAGCUUCACAUAGGCAGGGUGACAAGCCUCCAAGUAGUAGCCUUCUCACAAAAUGUAGCCAACUGAACUAUCGGACAAAAUAGUAUACAUUUAAAAACUGGAUCAGAACAAAAUGACAAACAACUGCUACAUUAAUAGCCUGAAAACAGUUGUCUGACUUCUGCAGUCUUAACACUGCAAUUAUGGUCUCUUGUGUUUCCUUCGGCUUUCACCGCCAUGAAACAUGGGUGUAUACUUGAAUUUGCCCUGCAGUUUAUAUAUAUAUACAUAUAUAUAUAUUUGAUUAUCUGCCCGUAUAUAGAGUUAACAUAACAUUACAAGGUGCACUAUAUUCAACUUGUCAUGACAUGCUAAUGCUGAUGGCUGAUGAAGACUGUAAUGGGGUCACGUGAUUGCAGUCAUUUUCCAGUGAAUGUAAAAAGUUCAGCCAUGACCCUCGAAGUGGACUUGUUUAACCUUCAGGAAAUGUGGGGGAAUCCCAAUUACAGCUGACGGAAUUCUGUCUUCACUCAAGUGAUUCAUUAAACAAAAUCUUUUGGCGAAAUUCAUGCAUUUACACUGGCCAAACAACCUUUCAAGGCAAGGGCGAAAAUGGAAUAAAACCUGUAAAUGGCCAGGUUUGCUCACAGGUUGUUUUGCUUAUGUUUUUUUGGUACAAAAAUUAUUAUUAUCAUUAUUAUUAUUCACUUGCUGUUUUUUUUCUAUCCUUGUUCCACAAGUUUCAUGACAUCUGGUUUAUCAUGUUCCAAUCUGCCGUUUACUGGCCAUGUCAUCAGAAGCAGUUGCCUUCUCCCUAUUUCUUCCAUUUUGUUGCCGUCUGACCUUUGCCAUGAUUGCUGCCUUUUGCCUUGGUUGCCACAUCUUGCCCUGGAUGGCAGAGUAUUUGUGUACUUUGAAGUGAUUGGCAUUGUCGAGUCGAUCAUUGGUCAUUUGUUUUCCAAGCUAUCAAGUUAGCAACUAUAGUAGUUUUGUGCUCAUGGAACUAUACAUGUUUUUAUCUUUUUUUAAAAAGUACAUUGUACUUAUUGCUUAAAUGAUGUGGAAUGAACAUCCUUUAUGUUGCACAGUGAUGAUGAUUGCAUUUUCAGUUGACCCGCGAUUAUUCAGACAUAGGCCGUUUCAAAUCUUGUCCAGAUAAACAAAUUUCCAGUUACUGGUACCUGUUACUUCCACAGGCCCUUGUGUCUUUGCGAGGAUAAAGAUUUACAAAAAAUAUAAAAAACUUGAGAUGACCACCAAUUCGAAAUGCCUGUGUAGAUCCAUGUUAUUGAUGUUUGUAUUUGUAAGGUUUAUGAAGGAAUACUCAUACCUCAUUUUAUAACAUUAAUAUCGAAAUAUCGAAAGCAUAUUCAUUGAAUUUCCAUGUAUGGACAUUCAAUUAUGGGUAAUCAAAUCAGUAACUGUUGUCAGUCAAUGAACUGUUACUUGUGAGGAUGUUUAUUGGGUAGAACAUCUCUAUUGUUUGAUAAAAAUCUUGACACUUCAGUCCGGCUGUAUUAUGAGAGUGUUUAUAUUUAUAGUGAAAUGUUAUUGGUCCAACUUGCCUAGCUUGCCAUAUAUAAUUUACAUAAUGAGUCAAGUUGGUUCAGAAAACCUAGGAGGUGGUGAGGUAGCCUAGUGGUUAAAGCAUUCGCUCAUCAUGCAGAAGGCCCGGGUUCGAUUCCCCACAUGAGUUCAACGUGUGAAUCCCAUUUCUGGUGUCCCCCCUGUGAUAUUGCUGGAAUAUUGCUAAAAGCAGCAUAAAACUAUACUCUCACUCCCUCAGAAAACAUAAACCCAUGAGGCCAAGGACAUAACAGACCAGCCAUUUAGUUUUCAGAGAGGUUAUUUUAAUGAGAAAUAUAUUUGUCACAGAAAAUAUUUGGGGAAAAAUAAUCAUACUUGGUUUUUCUAUUUGAAAAACAAUUUGUUAGUCAAACAUUACAUGGUAUAUUGAAAAUAUAUUAAGGCUUCAUAUUGAAUUCAACUUUCAUGACAAGGUAUUUUUCUGGUUCAUUCUGUUUGUCAGUUGAUUCCUUGUCAAUAUUGUUUUCAGUUGUUCUAUUUGUUCUAUACAAUACUUUUGUAUGUUUUGCUAUUGAUACCGGUUUUUACAUGAAGGAAAUUUGAUAAAUUUGUUUGGAUUUGUGUUGAACAGCUAUUGCUAAUAAAGUCUUGAAUGCA